Austrofundulus limnaeus is the source of this 250-nucleotide messenger RNA. RefSeq names its product PR domain zinc finger protein 15. The record is from RefSeq and is a predicted model, not a curated record. Gene Ontology annotation, biological process: regulation of DNA-templated transcription. NCBI's taxonomy places the organism in Eukaryota, Metazoa, Chordata, Actinopteri, Cyprinodontiformes, Rivulidae. Gene Ontology annotation, molecular function: RNA polymerase II cis-regulatory region sequence-specific DNA binding; DNA-binding transcription factor activity, RNA polymerase II-specific.
GUACAUCCAUCCAUGUGAAAUCUGUGGACGAAUCUUUAACAGCAUUGGUAACCUGGAGCGGCACAAGAUCAUCCACACCGGAGUGAAGAGUCAUUGUUGUGACAAAUGCAGCAAAUCGUUUGCCAGGAAGGACAUGCUGAAAGAGCACCUCAGAGUUCACGAUGACAACCGGGACUACUUGUGUGCCGAGUGUGGCAAAGGCAUGAAAACCAAACAUGCUCUGAGGCACCACAUGAAGCUUCAUAAAGGC